GCAGGCGAUCACACAAGUGUUAAAAGUACCAGCCCCAGCUGUUGCCCGGACCAGCGCGCUCAGCAUCCACAUCCCACAAAGUCCGACAGAGAGGAGGGAGAGCGCGCACGGAGCGCAGAGGGGAAAGUUGAGCAGAGCUUUUAUAGUGUGGAUUGCUUUUGACGCAUCUGUGGAUACUUUGGGUAUUUAUCUUCAAGAUUUUUUGGUGUUGCUUUUUUUUUUUUUACUCUUUUGGAAAUUAUUACCGGAUCAAGAUGGGCACUCAAAUCCUUACUAUGAUUUCCUCCCACCUGCCUCUGCUGACGCUGAUCUGCGUCCUGGCCACCACGACGGUUACAGGGGACCUCCGCCUCUCAAGUAACCUUCAUGAGGACAUGAUCACCCGGCAUAUGCACAGGCUGUACGAGAAAUACAACAGGGAGAACCGCCUGAAGGAAGGAAAUACUGUACGCAGUUUCAGAGCCCUCCAAGACCCAGCCGGCCACAGGAUCAUGUACAGACUCAACCUCACAACCCUUCAGGACUCAGAGGCCAUCCUCUCUGCAACUCUCCACUUCCUGCUGGAUGAGCACACACACACCAAACCGUGGCUCUGCAAACGCGCCAAGAGCCCGACCUGCCGCUCUGCAGCCACGCACCCUUCUCCGCCCGUCAGCUUGCUGUUUCGCUCCCUCUCCUCCGGGUUCGAGGCCAGAUCUGAUCUGGUGGGAUCGUCCCUGGGUAACGUGACCUUCUACCCCCACAGGAGAGGCCUGUGGCAGAUGAGAGAUGUGACCCAGAUAAUAAAGGAAGCUCGAGACAGGGGUCAGCUCUUGGUGUCGCUGGACCUGGACUGCGGAGAGCAGCGCCACCAGAAACGACCGAUUCUCUCCGCUGCCAGCAUGCCUUACCUGUUGCUGUACGCCGACGACCAAGCUUUGGCGGAGCCCAACAGCGUUGCUGCGAGCCUUCAGCGAUACGACCCAAUCAACGAGGGAGCGGCGCUCCUGCACCGGUCUAACUCCUCACCCAGACUGAAGGGACGCAUAAGAAGGGAGGCAAACCCGCUGCCUGACUCCAUUCAGAGCAAUGAGCUGCCCAAGGUAGACUACAGGCCCGGUGGAUACAGAAAAGAGGAUCUGUGGGAAAUCGACUGGCACCUUGCACUCAAGCCCAAGUUCAAGCCAGACAGGAAGGAGACGAUGAGUAAGAGCCAGGACGGGGGCAGAGGAGAGCAAAACGAAGCAGAACCUCCGACCUCCAAAGAAGAGGAGGAAAGAACAGCGGAGCGGAUCAAGGCCGAUGGUUCGGCUAAUAAAACCCUCAGAGGUGGCGCCGCGCUUUUUGUCAGCGACAGACGGAAGAACGAGCGGAGCAAGGAGGGAAAGAAGGGAGGAAGACACGAGGGGAGGGCGAACGCUCGGUCGCCCGUCCUGAGCUUCGACGAGCAAACGAUGCGGAAGGCGAGGAGACGCCAGUGGAGCCACGACAGGCGCUGCUCCAGGAGGAACCUCAGAGUGGACUUCGCUGAUAUCGGAUGGAGCGAAUGGGUCGUAGCCCCCAAGUCGUUUGACGCCUACUACUGUGCCGGCGCGUGUGGUUUCCCCAUGCCGCAGGUGGCCAGGCCGUCUAACCACGCCACCAUUCAGAGCAUAGUGCGAGCUGUUGGAAUCGUCCCCGGGAUUCCCGAGCCCUGCUGCGUGCCAGAAAGCAUGAGUCCCCUGGCCGUGCUCUUCCAGGACGAAUCCAGGAACCUGGUGAUCAAGGUUUACCCCAACAUGUCCGUCCAGUCCUGCUCCUGCCGAUAAGGCAGAGGCGAGGGAGGGACACAGAAAAGGGAGAAACUGACAGCAGGCGUAAAGGCGAUUGAAUUGUGCAUCAACUGGUUCCCUGAUGCCGGAAGACAAUGUCCUAAACUAUUCCAUUAAGGAAUCGGGGGGGGGAUGUAGAGGAAUCACUUCCAUCUCUUCUGUCCCGAAGGAGCAGAAUUGAAUUCGUCUGGCAUCUCCAACGGCAGGAGAAACACAUGUAAAGUGGGUGUUAUACAGAAGCCCUGCAGGGUCGCUGUUAAAAUGUUCUCAGUAGUAAAAACAUUUAGAGGAUUGUUUCCUUGUAAUAACGGAAAGUUUUCAAAGACAGCUCACCGGGAGUUUGUGGUUGUGUGUUUCAACGUGCAGAUCAAAAGUGUUCAUACCCGAUAACCAUUCAACAUUUUCUCAUAUUAAAACCGCAGACUUAACGUAUUUUAUAUAUAUAUAUAUAUAUGACAGGUUAAACACAAAGUGGUGCAUAUUUGUGAAGCGGAAAUACCUGAAUCUCAUAAGAGGGAAAGAGAUCGUCAUUAAACAGCAGUUUUAAAAUCUUAACAUAGAUUCUCAUUUGGGUUUAGGUCUGGGUUCUGACAAAGUCAUACUAUUGCAUUAAUGUGUUUUUUUUUCUAAACCAACCCAUGUUUAAGGUUUUUGCUCUGGAACAGGGCUCACCAACCUUUUAGAAACUGAGAGCUACUUCAUUGGUGUUGUCUCUUACGAAGGACUACCAGUACUGGCCUUUGAACAAGAAGAUUCAGAGCUCACCUUAAACUUUAUGUAAAAUAAACACAUUUUUUAUGCUUUGUUAUAGACAUUGUCAUUUUUAAAUCU
Fundulus heteroclitus (mummichog) is the source of this 2621-nucleotide messenger RNA. It is a transcript of the gene gdf10a, whose product is annotated as growth differentiation factor 10a. The coding region runs from base 255 to 1787 and encodes 510 amino acids. NCBI's taxonomy places the organism in Eukaryota, Metazoa, Chordata, Actinopteri, Cyprinodontiformes, Fundulidae. Gene Ontology annotation, molecular function: cytokine activity; growth factor activity. The record is from RefSeq and is a predicted model, not a curated record. Gene Ontology annotation, biological process: BMP signaling pathway; SMAD protein signal transduction. Gene Ontology annotation, cellular component: extracellular region. The transcript has 3 exons.